This is a messenger RNA of Aegilops tauschii subsp. strangulata, 2834 nucleotides long. Its product is annotated as probably inactive leucine-rich repeat receptor-like protein kinase IMK2. NCBI's taxonomy places the organism in Eukaryota, Viridiplantae, Streptophyta, Magnoliopsida, Poales, Poaceae. The record is from RefSeq and is a predicted model, not a curated record. Gene Ontology annotation, molecular function: ATP binding; protein kinase activity; protein binding. Gene Ontology annotation, biological process: protein phosphorylation.
GGCCUCGUGCACGCCCUCGUCUUCUUCCCCGCGCCCAUCUCCGCAGCGCCAGGAAUCGCUCGCGGGCGCGCCACAUUUAUGACACCACCACCGCACCACACUCCCCCACCUUACCUACCUACGAGCCCGCCCCCUCCCUCACUCCCCUCCCCUCGCCACCGCAGCGUCUCUCCCGGACUCCACCGCCUCCCUGCUCCUGCUUCCAUUCGUGCACAGACCGGCCGGCACCAUGCCGCUGCGGCCAGGCAGUAACCGCGCGGCCGCCCUGCUGCUCGUCCUGCACUGCUGCUGCGCCCCGCUCCUCUUCCCUCCGCCGGCGGCCGCCGCCCACGGGCAUCAUCCGGCAGGGGACGGCGUCGUGAUCAGCGAGGCGGACCGGCAGGGCCUGCAGGCCAUCAAGGGGGACCUCUCGGACCCCCGCGGCUUCCUCCGCUCCUGGAACGCCACCGGCCUCGGCGGCGCCUGCUCUGGCGCCUGGACGGGGAUCAAGUGCGUCAACGGCAACGUCGUCGCCAUCACGCUCCCCUGGCGCGGCCUCGCCGGCACCCUCUCCGCGCGCGGGCUCGGCCAGCUCACCCAGCUCCGCCGCCUCAGCCUCCACGACAACGCCAUCGCCGGGGCCGUCCCCAGCUCGCUCGGCUUCCUCCCCGACCUCCGCGGCCUCUACCUCUUCAACAACCGCUUCUCCGGCGCCGUCCCGCCCGAGAUCGGCCGCUGCCUCGCGCUGCAGUCGUUCGACGCUAGCAGUAAUCUCCUCACCGGCGUCCUCCCGGCCUCGAUUGCCAACUCCACCAAGCUCAUCCGUCUCAACCUCAGCCGCAACGCCAUCUCCGGCGAGGUCCCCGCGGAGGUCGUCGGCUCCUCGUCGCUCCUCUUCCUCGACCUCUCGUACAACAAGCUCUCCGGCCGCAUCCCCGACUCUUUCGGGGGCGGAUCCAAGGCGCCGUCCUCGUCCUCGCGGAAAGAAGCCGUCACUGGGAGCUACCAGCUCGUCUUUCUCGGCCUCGCGCACAACUCGCUCGACGGGCCGGUGCCGGAGUCGCUUGCCGGGCUCAGCAAGCUGCAGGAGCUUGACCUGGCCGGCAACAACCUCAACGGCUCCAUCCCCGCCCAGCUGGGCUCGCUUCACGACCUCAAGGCGCUCGACCUCUCGGGCAAUGCGCUCGCCGGAGAGAUCCCGGAGAGCCUCGGGAACCUCACCGCAACGCUCAAGUUCUUCAACGUCUCCUACAACAACCUCUCCGGCGCGGUGCCGGCCUCGCUCGCCCAGAAGUUUGGCCCCACCUCCUUCGCCGGUAACAUACUGCUCUGCGGCUACUCUGCUUCUUCGCCGCCCUGCCCCGUGUCCCCGUCUCCGGCGCCGGCGUCAACCUCGCAGGGGGCAACCGGGCGCCACGGCCUCCGCAAGUUCAGCACCAAGGAGCUGGCAUUGAUCAUCGCCGGGAUCGUGAUCGGCGUCCUCAUCCUGCUGUCGCUCUGCUGCCUCCUGCUCUGCUUACUGACAAGGAAGAAGAAGUCCAGCACUGGCACCGGAGCACGGAGCGGGAAGCAGGCGUCAAGCAAGGACGCCGCCGGCGCCGGCGCCGCUGCUGCAGCUGCCGGGCGAGGCGAGAAGCCGGGGGCGUCCGAGGCGGAGUCCGGCGGCGACGUGGGCGGCAAGCUGGUGCACUUCGACGGGCCGCUGGCGUUCACGGCCGACGACCUGCUGUGCGCCACCGCGGAGAUCAUGGGGAAGAGCACGUACGGCACGGUGUACAAGGCGACGCUGGAGGACGGUAGCCUGGUGGCCGUGAAGCGGCUGCGGGAGAAGAUCACCAAGGGGCAGAAGGAGUUCGAGGCGGAGGCGGCGGCGCUCGGCAAGGUCCGGCAUCCCAACCUGCUCUCGCUCAGGGCCUACUACCUCGGCCCCAAGGGGGAGAAGCUGCUCGUCUUCGAUUACAUUCCCAAGGGCAGCCUCUCCGCCUUCUUGCACGCUCGAGCUCCCAACACGCCGGUGGACUGGGCGACGAGGAUGGCGAUCGCCAAGGGGACGGCCCGCGGGCUCGCCUACCUCCACGACGACAUGAACAUCCUCCACGGCAACCUCACCGGCAGCAACGUGCUCCUCGACGACGACUCCAGCCCCAAGAUCGCCGACAUCGGGCUGUCCCGCCUCAUGACGGCCGCGGCCAACUCGAGCGUGCUCGCCGCGGCGGGCGCGCUGGGGUACCGCGCGCCGGAGCUGUCCAAGCUCAAGAAGGCCAGCGGCAAGACGGACGUGUACAGCCUCGGCGUCAUCAUCCUGGAGCUCCUCACCGGCAAGUCCCCCGCCGACACGACCAACGGCAUGGACCUGCCGCAGUGGGUGGGGUCCAUCGUGAAGGAGGAGUGGACCAACGAGGUGUUCGACCUGGAGCUGAUGCGGGACACGGCCGCCGGCCCGGAGGGGGACGAGCUCAUGGACACGCUCAAGCUCGGGCUGCAGUGCGUCGAGGCCUCGCCGUCGGCCCGGCCCGAGGCGCGGGAGGUGCUGCGGCAGCUUGAGGAGAUCCGGCCCGGGCCGGAGGGCGGCGCCGGCCCCGGACCGAGCGAGGAAGGCCAUGUUGGUUCUGCAAGCAACGAGUAGAGCAGUGGCCGACUUGGGUGAAUUAGAGAGGAAAGAUGAUUGUUACAUUGAGGUUUAGUAGUUUUGAUUGAUAAUUCUUUGAUUCGUUUGGAAACCUAGUAUAUUUAUAAGUUGAAGGGAUUGUCCUUCUUUUUCAUUUUCUAUAGUUUGUAUAGGCAAAUAUUAUUUGCGCCACUAGAAUCUCUGUCAGGAAUUCCAAACCCAUAUAAAACAUUAUUGAUUUGUCAAA